UCCCGAGAGAGGCGACCUAAAGGGGGGUUGGCGCGGCUAGGUGAAAUCCGCGGUCCUGGGACAGGGAACUUGGGGUCCCGGAGGACUCGCGUCUGGGGGUUGGGAAGUGAAUUUCCAGACAGGAUGAUCGAGGUUGUUUGCAACGACCGUCUGGGGAAGAAGGUCCGGGUAAAGUGCAACACCGAUGACACCAUCGGGGACCUUAAGAAGCUGAUCGCAGCCCAAACGGGUACCCGUUGGAACAAGAUCGUAUUAAAGAAGUGGUACACGAUUUUUAAGGACCACGUUUCUCUGGGGGACUAUGAAAUCCACGAUGGGAUGAACCUGGAGCUUUAUUACCAAUAAAGCAGAAUUCCUCCUCUACACUCUGCCCUCCCUAACUCUCCCCUCUUCUCCCACCCUCAACCCCCAUACUGGUAUGAAUGCUUGUUUUUAAAAAGUCAUGUUAAUAAAAACUUAGAAGCAGCUUGCUUCAUUGUUGUCA
This is a messenger RNA of Phyllostomus hastatus (greater spear-nosed bat), 484 nucleotides long. It is a transcript of the gene UBL5, whose product is annotated as ubiquitin like 5. The record is from RefSeq and is a predicted model, not a curated record. NCBI's taxonomy places the organism in Eukaryota, Metazoa, Chordata, Mammalia, Chiroptera, Phyllostomidae. Gene Ontology annotation, cellular component: nucleus; cytoplasm. Gene Ontology annotation, molecular function: protein binding; protein tag activity. Gene Ontology annotation, biological process: mRNA splicing, via spliceosome; protein modification process. The transcript has 5 exons. Bases 124 to 345 code for a protein of 73 amino acids.